Liolophura sinensis is the source of this 1623-nucleotide messenger RNA. RefSeq names its product heat shock 70 kDa protein 12B-like. The record is from RefSeq and is a predicted model, not a curated record. Lineage: Eukaryota; Metazoa; Mollusca; Polyplacophora; Chitonida; Chitonidae. Gene Ontology annotation, molecular function: ATP-dependent protein folding chaperone; ATP binding.
AUGGCCCAUUCCAAACCCCUUCUCGUGGUCGCCAUUGAUAUCGGUACAACAUAUUCCGGCUACGCCUUCUCCUUCCAACACGAGUUUCUGGCUGAUAAACUCAAGAUUACAACCAACAAGGUUUGGUCAGAUGGGGACAACCACCUUCAGACCUCGUACAAAACCCCGACCUCUGUACUGAUAGACCCGUAUGGAGAUUUCCACAGUUUCGGAUAUGAAGCGGAGACAAAUUACUCGCAACUCGCCAAAAACAAGGAGGAGAAAAACUGGUUGUUAUUCCGUCGAUUUAAGAUGAACCUCUACAAAUCUCAGGUAAGCAUGGAUCUUGAAAUAUCCCACGGUCCUGAUAUCCCAUCCCUCAGCAUGCGCUAUUUAUAUAUGAGGAAAGCCGCUCUACAGUCUGGCAUACUUGGAGAUCAACUGGCUAUUUCACUGGAACCGGAAGCGGCCUCCAUUUUCUGUCAGUCCUUAUUAGCGAACAGUCGAUCCGAUGACGAAUUCUGUGACGCAGACGACAUCUCGCGGAAUGGAUCUCGAUACAUUGUUGUGGACGCUGGAGGUGGUACUGUGGACACGACAGUGCACGAGGUGAUGCUAAGCGGGGAUCUCAAAGAACUACACAAAGCCAGCGGGGGAGGUUGGGGCGGCACUCAGGUAGACGACCAGUUCACCGAACUGUUGUCAAGAAUUUUUACCGUAAAGGUCAUGAAGGAGUUCGGCAAACACCACAAAUCGGAUUGGCUGGAACUUGAGAAAGAAUUUGAAAUCAAUAAACGGAGGAUAUCUAGUAAUGAUGAACAGAAAUUCACCUUCCGGUUGCCGGCUUCUCUACAUGAAACGUUCAGCUUUCAGAGCAAGUGCUCGCUAGAGGACCAAGUGGCUGAGUCUGGGUUAUCCAGAGAUGUUCGGUUAACAGGCGAUAAGAUGAGAAUCAGUGGUAAAGUAAUGCAGUCGUUGAUGAAACCAACCAUUCAGAAAAUUAGCACUCAUGUAGAAACACUAAUGGCGGAUCCCAAGUGUAGAGGAAUUUCCCACAUCUUACUGGUGGGUGGGUUUUCUGAAUCGCCACUUCUCCAAGAGGAGUUCCGGAAGAACUUCCGGUCUGUGAAUGUGGUCACUCCACUGGACGCCGUCCUGUCUGUGGUGAAAGGGGCGGUGAUAUUCGGCCAUCGGCCCGGUGCCAUUGGAAUCCGUCUGGCUGCCUUUACUUACGGAAUUCGUAGCUUAUCCACUUUUGUUGAUGGUGAACAUGAUCCUGACAAGUUAAUUAUGAUUGAAGGUGAGAGGAAGUGCAAGGAUAUUUUUUACAGAUUUGUUUCUGUUGGUGAAGAAGUGCCAUAUGGUAUGGAAACUAGCGAACAUACCUUUUCUCCGACUUACUCUGGACAAACAAAAAUGAGGGCGACCGUGUACAAAUCCACGGUGACCAAACCCAAAUAUACAUCUGACCCUUCAUGUUUUAAGUUAGGUAGUUUCAGAGUAGACCUGCCGGAUUUGACGGGAGAGAAGAACCGUGAAGUCGGAGUGAAGUUUAUAGUUGGUGGCACAGAGCUCAAGGUGAAAGCUCACGAGAAGACGACCGGGAAGAUUUUCGACGCUACCUUUAACUUUGUGACAAAGUAA